This is a messenger RNA of Rhipicephalus microplus (southern cattle tick), 820 nucleotides long. Its product is annotated as phospholipid-transporting ATPase ABCA3-like. The record is from RefSeq and is a predicted model, not a curated record. Gene Ontology annotation, molecular function: ABC-type transporter activity; lipid carrier activity; ATP hydrolysis activity. Gene Ontology annotation, cellular component: intracellular membrane-bounded organelle; membrane. Lineage: Eukaryota; Metazoa; Arthropoda; Arachnida; Ixodida; Ixodidae. Gene Ontology annotation, biological process: transmembrane transport; lipid transport.
AUGCGUGUCUACGAGAGCCAGAUUACCGUGCUUCUUGGCCACAACGGCGCGGGCAAGACAACUUUACUCAAUAUGAUCACAGGGUUUCUGGACUGCACGUCAGGCCUGAUUCUUAUAGGCAACUACGACGUGAAGAACUGCACCAGAGACGCGCGCGAAAGCAUCGGCUACUGUGCGCAACACAACAUCCUCAUCGAAGACCUCACUGUCGAGGAACAUCUGGUGUUCUUCGCAGUUUUGAAGGGCAUACCGCUCAACCGAGUUCGCUACGAGGUGGUCACCCUGCUGCACGACGUCAGCCUGAUGCAGAAUCGCUCCGUGCUGGCCGUCGACCUGUCCCUCGGUCUUCAGCGGCGUCUCUGCACGGCGAUAGCCAUCCUUGGCACACCGAAGGUGAUAAUCAUGGAUGAGCCGACGGCCAACAUGGACCCCGAAGCUCGGCGGGAGAUGUGGGAGCUGCUGCUCAAGAUCCACCGUCAGUGCACCAUCUUCCUCACCACGCAGCAUCUGGACGAGGCUGACGUUCUCGGAGACCGAAUCAUCAUCAUGGCCAACGGUCGCAUCAGGUGUACUGGUUCUCCCAGCUUCUUGAAGCAUCGGUUCGACACCGGCUAUCACAUGAAGAUCGACAAACUGCCGAAGUGCAAUGUUCCGGCCAUCGAGAAACUGCUGGGAAAGUACGCACCCAAGGUCAAGCUGCAAAGCGACUCCGACAACGAGGCAGUGUUCGUUAUCGGUCACGUGCACCCGACGCGAAAGAUUGUCACGAUGUUCAAGGUGCGACAUAAAGCUUAUAACAAAAUCAGGAGUUAAGAUUCCA